Molecule: messenger RNA, 4786 nt
Organism: Symbiodinium necroappetens
Lineage: Eukaryota; Dinophyceae; Suessiales; Symbiodiniaceae
Source: the annotation of a GenBank genome assembly
AUGACCCUCUGGGCUCAGGUUGCUCCACACCGGCCUCAGGGCAACAAACAGCACUUCUUGAAGCCCGCCCCGGUGCCUCUCCUUCCUGCCAAGACCUCGCCUCUUGAUGGCAAGCUCGUUCGGGUGGAGAAGCCUGCUGUAUUCGAUGCCGAUGGGAAGGAAACUUCCCCUGCACAGAAUCGGGCCCUGAACCAGCGAGAGGUACCCACAGGAUGUCAAAUCGUUGAUAUUGACAAAGACGGCUCAUGCCUUUACCGAGCAGUUGCCCAAGGGCUCACUUGGCUCAGUGGCAAGAAAAAGACUGAGCACUGCCACCGAGACCUGCGCGCUCGGGCCAAUGCCCACCUGAGGAAGCACCAGGCACAGUAUGUUGAUGAGUGGGACGGAGCUGGGCCCGCUCUUGAGCAACUUGCUGCUGAAAGCCUGACCAAAGCCGAAGGUUUCGCCAAAUACCUCGACUUAGCCGAAAAGGAAUCAGCCUAUGGCUCGGUCUUGGAGCUCAAAGCUCUUAGCAGGAUUUACGACGUGUGCCUGAUGGUCAUCCCCCGAGAUGCCAACUUCGGCACAAUGGUGUUCAAGGAGGCAAAGGCCCAAAAGCACAGGGCCAUUGUGCUUUGGUAUACCCCCAAGCACAUCGCUCUGGUGAGGCCCACCAAGCCGACUGACCACUACCCUGAGGCCCUCUUCUCCGGAAGUACUGGUCAAGUCAUUGAUCUGCGAGCUGGUGGUCGAAGUUGCCACCCCAGUGAGGAGGAAGGUUCGGUCUGGACCAGAGCCUCGAAUGCGCCUUCGAUUGAGGCCCCUCCUGUCCCUGACUCUGAGAUCCGCCGACGCAAAGACAACAAGCCUGACCGUUUCCGGCUGCCUCAGGGUCCUGACAUGAAGUACCGGUUGUUGUUCAAGUGCGAGCUUUGCCCAUACCGCACCACCCGAGCCGACCCAAACAACUUGAGCGCCGUUAAGGCACAUCACACGAAUACGUGCCACGGUGGCGAGGGCCAACUGCCAAAGAUAGCCAGCCACAAAUGGUUCGCGAGCCGUGGCAAGGUUGAGGAUUUUCACUGGCGAUGCCCACUGUGUCGCACCGGGGUGAAGAAAGUGCGAAACGAGAUUUCGACCAAACGCCUUUACCAGCUUAAGCGCCAGCACAAAGAUCAAUGCCACCCUGAGGUUUCCAGAUCUGAGUGGCUGACCUUGAUGCGGGCCCCCACUGCUAACUCUGCGGCCCAGAAAAAGCGCGCCUUGCGCCUGGGAAAGAGCAAUGUGGAGGCUGUUCGCCUCAAAUUGCCGCCCCACAUCAUUCCUUUCACCAUGCCCAGGCCUGUUCGCUCGCACAAAGGCCCAUUUUGGUGCAUCCUGCCCUUCUCUUCGAGCCAACUGGAUGAUGCAACGUUCGCUUCGGAGCCUCGCUGUGAAGGAGCUCCCCUCGCAAAGUUCAUCUCCCUUUUGACGUGCAACCUGGCUCGCAAAGGCAUCGCCUCGGUCGAUGCUGUGCGGGCCAUGCUCUCUCAGGAAUCGGUGCAGAUUGCAGCCUUCCAGGAGGCGGACAUCAACCCACUUUCGGCGGCUGGUUUCGUUGCGGCCUGGAGACGGCAUAAAUAUCAGGCCGUGCUUAGCCCUGUGGACUCCCGUGGCAUGCACCGUGUUGCCUUGGGUGGUGGUGUGGCCAAUUUUGGAGGGCCCUACCUCGGUGCUUGUGGUCUCUUUCUACGGCUACCCGGGCGACGCCCCCGGACUUCACUCGCCUUCGAUUCUCUCAUGUCUGCCGUGGCCACUUUCGGCGGACCCUUUGUGGUUCUGGGGGAUUACAACAUCACCCAAAUGGAAGGUUCACUUGCGGCUAUGCUUGCCACUGGGGCUAUCCGGGCCGCCGAUGAUACUGGGGGAUCUCUGCAUCCCAACACCAACCCCACCAACACCUGUCGCAUCGACUUUGCUGUGACUCACCAGAACCUGGUUGCUUGUCACGUGCGAACUUUUCGACUGCCUGCCGUUUCGGACCAUGGCAUCGUUCGGGUGGAUUUCCCGACUGCCUGUUUUCCCCGUUCGUGGAAGCGGCCUGCCUUCUCGCCGGCGCUUGCACCUGCUGAUGCCCCGGCCUCCGAGGCCCUGGCCCAGAGUUCUCUGCACAUCUUGCUGCUGGGCAAAGAAGGGCACGAGCCUGCCCCUUUGAGCGCCCUUCGCCGGCUCGCUCGCCGCUUAAGCCAGCUCGAGCAGCAGCCGUGGGACUCCCAAUUGCUCUCUAGCAUCGCUCGUUCACUUCGCAGAGUCCGGGCGUUGACCCCCGACUUGCCACACCUUGACCUUGACAGCCCAGUCGAUGCCAGGGCAAGCGUUGACAGCAUCAUUGAUACCUUGCAGCAACAGCAUCGCCAGCAUUGCCUGCAGAGGUGGAAGGAGAAAACCGCGCUCUCUUCUGAUGCGGCCCUCGCUUGGGUUAAAAAUCGUGCUGACCUGGAGCUUCGCACGCAGUCCCCCUCGCCUCUCCAGGAGGUGCCCAUUGCCCAGGUUCACCCGGCGCAACGUGUGCAACUGCAAGGCGAGGAGUGGACUCGCAAGUGGCAAACUCCCACCACGCCACCCGACUGUUUUCAGUUUGCGAAACUCCUGCAGGACAUCCCUAGUCACCCGACCUGUCACCUUGACCUUGAGCCGAACCCCACUGAACUUCGCAAGGCUACCAAGCAAAUGCGGAAGCGUGCACCGGGUCCAGACGGCUGGACCGGGGACCUUCUCUUGAGGCUUCCCGACUCGUUCUGGACCUCGCUUUCCGCCUUGUGGGCCCAGGUGAUUCGCACUGCCACGAUCCCGAGCCUUUGGCAACGGUCGAUCAUUGUCCUUCUGGAAAAGGGUCACAGUGCCUCUCGCCCGAUCGCCUUACUCCCUCUGGUCUGGCGAGCCGGAGCCAGGGUAAUUGCUCGUCGUCUCAAGGGCUGGAUUUGCCAAUGGUGCGACCACAGGGCCACCGGCUCUGCCCCGGGCCGCUCGCCAAUCGACAUGCACCGUCGUUUGCUGUGUGCAUGGAAGUCUGGAGUGCGCUCCUACCUCCAGCAAGACAUCAGUGCCUUCUUCGACUCUUUAUUGGUGCCUGUCUUGAAACUUGCCCUGGCCCAUUUGGGAGCCCCUCCGACCCUUGCUCCCCUGAUUGAGGUCUUUUACAGUCGGCAACUGCGACUCUUUACGGUGGACUCGUACACGUCUGAAAGGUGGCAUCGCUCUCACCACGGCCUGCUGCAAGGCUGCCCGCUUUCCCCUUUCCUCAGCUUGACGAUUGGCUUCCUCUGGGCCCAGCAUGUGACUAAACCGGGAGUGGAAGCGGGCAUUUAUGUUGAUGAUCGGAUUCUCUGGCUUACCGGGCAAGACCAGUCAAAGAUCGAUGCGCAGAAUGCUUUGCGUCGCAGCGACUCUUUUGAUGCCGCUGCCGGGCUCACCUGCAGUUGCCGAAAGUGCCACUUGGUCACUACCCAACCUUGUUGCCCUUGGCGUGCUGAGGCAGAAGCUCGGGGCUACCAGAUUGGCCCCACUCUGCAGUACCUUGGAGUCGAGCUCUGCCUGGAUUCGGGCGAAGCCGUGCCGCUCAAACUCAGCUUGCACAAGCUACAGGUGCGCCUGAGACAUACGGCCAACCCGGCCUUCCCUUUUGAGGUUCGCAGACAGGUGAUCAGAUCUCUGGUCUUCCCCGCAAAGUAUCGCGGCCGUGUCCUCGGAUGGACUUUGGAUGUGAGCUGGGUCGCCGACUGGAGUGCUCUUGCGGCUUUGACUCGGGCCCUUGUGCAACAACCUGACUGGCAUGAGCACCUUUCCUUGCAAGAGCUUGCCUUUCUUCGCACUUCGAGUCUCCCUGGGGCCAGUUCUACCCUGCAGAAACUCCAGUGGCGACUGGACCCUCAAGGCCGGGCUUUUGAGCGAGUUGACGAUGCUGGCCGCCAUCGCACUUACCGAUUUGGCGAGGACUCCCCUGAGGUCCUCAAACAGUGGCUCACCGAAGCCCACAAAGCAGAGGCCACCCAUAGGCAGGUAUAUGCCAAAGCCACCACUCGUGCGGAAAAGCAUGCUGCCCUGGCCUGUGGUGGCACCGGCUGGCAUUUCAGUACCAGGCACUCGCUGACUGGCCCUGUGCAGUGUCUUUGCUCGAAGCUCUGGCCCUCUCGAGCCCACCUGCUUUGGAGCUGCCCAAACUUCGCAGAGGAGCGAACCAGACUCCCAACUCCGGUUGACAGGGUCGAGGAAAGAUUGCUGGGGCGACCUAUCCUGGAGUACCCGCCUGCCCCCGCGACAGGCGUGCAGGCCCUACAACCUCAGGUGUUACACCUUCUUGAGCAGGCUGCUGCAGAGAACCAGCUCGACCUCCUGUUCGCGACGGACGGCUCCAGCGAGCAGGGCAUAGGGGCGUUUGCUGCAGUCUGUCAACACCCUCGCCUUGACAUAGCUGGUGCUGACUCCAGCGAAGACCAAACUCCAUUUCGUAUGGAGUUGCUGGGUAUCCUGGGUGUACUUGAAGCUCUUGAGCUCACUGCCCGUCCACCUCGGCAAGUGACGAUCCUCGUGGAUUGCGUUCGCUCGCCCGACGACGAGGUAUUUCCUGGCAGAUGGUUUGGACUCCAAGCCAUGGGAAAAUGCCCGGAUGGGCGGCUGACGAAUGUGCAAAUCGGCUUCGGCGAGCACGCCCCCAAGGCGCAGAACGCGCGGGCUGGCACCAGGCUCUCGCUCAGGACUUUCUAUGUACAGCAUCCGAUUAGGCUCGACACCUGGAUGCACAGCUCCUCUGUCGAGCUGAUCGAAGUCC